CAUACACAGAACUGAAUACAGAACUCGUAAAAGAUUUUUUUCUUCCAUUUUUCACCCCGAAUCUUCAUUUUCUUCUUCGUUUUUCCUCCAUUUGCAGAGCCUAAACCAAUCAAUCCGCCGAUUUCUCUGCAUUCCUGACGACGCUGGUGUGCUGGUUUUUCAGACUUUCAGUUCCGUCUCCAAUCGGAAGAUUCUGUGAGCAUUUGGUAAUAUGCGAGUUUUUUAGUAAAGAAAAUGGAAACGGACUGGAUUGGUACACUUUUGAAUACGAAAUUCUUCACUUCUUGCGAUCUUCAUCCCACCCUACGGAAAAAUGAGAAAAAUAAAUUCUGCAUUGAUUGUAGUAUUAGCUUCUGCAAGAAUUGUAGAGUUCAUGAUCUUCAUCGGCAGGUGAAUAUCUGGAAAUAUGUCUAUCAUGAUGUUGUGCGCGUUCAGGACAUGGAGAAAUUCUUUCGCUGUUCAGAGAUUCAUACAUAUAAAGUCAAUGGUGAAGUAUCUGUUCAUCUCAACUCCCGCCGUCAAUCCGUCGACACUAAAUCACCAAAGGCGAAGUCCCGCGGUUCUUGUGAAGACUGCGGUAGACAUGUUCAAGAUCCUUAUCGCUUCUGUUCAGUCGCUUGUAAGGUUUCUGUAAACUCAGUGAAGGUUAAGGGCCAGAGCAUUGGAACCAUCAUAUCUCCGAGCCUGGAUUUCGGUAACUUAUCGUACAAGGAGCGAACCAGCCCAGAAACAAAUGCAAGCGAAUUGGAAUCAACCAUAUCAAUUGCAGAGUCCAUAGAAGAGAUCAAAGCUAGCCCUUCAUCUUCAAGACCAAGGAAACGCAGAAGGAAGGGUAUCCCUCACAGAUCUCCAUUCUGAUAAGAUAUGCAAGAUUAAACUCCCUUCUGGCUCUCAAAUGGUAUGCUUCUCUUUUUAUUUAUCUCGUCUCAUAUUACACAAAUGUCUAGUAGUGAAAUCAUCAAUAUAAAAGUCUGAAUUUUGGAUCAAAAUGCUCCCCACUACUACUCACUUCCACAAUAUCUCAACUACAUGAAUUUUAAAACUUCUUUAACAGCUUUAACAAGAUUAUUUGGUGGAGAAAGCUGACAUAAACAGACAAUUUUUACUCACUUUGAAGAAUUUUUUUUUAUUUUUUUUAAUUUAUUGGUUAAAUAUGGAGAUAUUCAUCACUGCAUUUAGCAUGUGGGUAUGGGUCUUAUUAUUGAUGAGAAUGUUUGUUGAUGUGUUUACAGGAAAGUUUGCUUUCCACUCUCUCUCUCUCUCUCUCUCUUUUCUUUUUGUUGCAAGUCUUCCAUAGAUUUAGAGGUUCUUUUUGUCACAAUCUCUGUCCAAUCAAUUGGUUGGUUAUCUCGACUCUAUUCAGAAAAUUUCUAAUAUUACGAGAAUACAUAUUUUC
Momordica charantia (bitter melon) is the source of this 1396-nucleotide messenger RNA. RefSeq names its product protein RGF1 INDUCIBLE TRANSCRIPTION FACTOR 1. NCBI's taxonomy places the organism in Eukaryota, Viridiplantae, Streptophyta, Magnoliopsida, Cucurbitales, Cucurbitaceae. The record is from RefSeq and is a predicted model, not a curated record.